UGUGGACGAACGGCGACGUUCAGCCGGAAAUAUCCGGCUCGGCGGCGCCCGACUGCUCCGGUGUACAGGAUUUCGAUUCAAUUCGCUUCGCCACCUACCGUGCUGCAUGCAAAUUACGGUUCAUCCAGAAGAAAACAAAUGAUAAAAACUUCGCGGAUAGAACUGCUACUGACGACAAUCUAUCAUAAUUUGAACAAACGGCUCGUUUCUUCGCAACAUAUCGACACUGACAAGUCGAUAUCGUUAUUAUUGAGUUUUUUAUUAGGAACCUAUGAUAAGCAACAAACCGGUCGAUUGACAGUGUUUUCGAUAAAAAUAGCUUUGGCGACAAUAUGCGCCGGAAAACUAGUGGACAAGUUGAGGUAUAUGUUCUCUCAAAUUUCGGAUUCGUCUGGCUUUCUGGAAUACGAUCGAUUUACUGACUUCAUGCAGCAGGUAUUAGCAUUGACGACGGCCGUUUUUGAAGCGCCAACGUUUGGAUUCUCGGAGGCUGCCGUGUCACAGUGUUUUGUGAAGGAUCAACGGGUGACUUUGAACAACUUCCUCGACGUUUUCAUGUCAGAUCCAUGUCCUCCUUGUGUUAUGUGGUUACCCUUACUACAUCGAAUGGCAUCCGUUGAGCACGUCUACCACCCUGUCGUUUGUGACGCUUGCCAAGUCCGGUCAUUCACUGGCUUCCGCUACAAGUGCCAGCGGUGUUCGAACUAUCAGCUUUGCCAAAAUUGCUUCUGGCGAGGGCGAACCAGCCAAAAUCACUCUAACGAACACGAAAUGAAGGAGUACUCGAGCUACAAAUCUCCAACAAAGCAAUUAGCACAUUCAAUUCACAAAUCUCUUCAAUGCAUUCCAACAGCCAACACCAAGCAACCACCGCUCUUUGCCGAACGUCCACAACGGCCUCUUGAACUACAAAAUAUCGUGCCCGCAACUCCCACGACGUUACGAAGAGCACCUCCGGAUCCAAUGCCAGAUUGGCCGUCAUCCCCGAUCCUACUGCCCGGACAGGUAUCGAACGGUGGAGCAUUGGAUGACGAGCACAAGCUUAUCGCCAGAUAUUCAGCAAAACUGAGCGGUCGUGCAGAUUAUCCUCUUGGAAACGGAAGGGACCGAGCGAUGACCCAUCCAGUAGAUGAGAGGACGUUGAUCGCUCGGUUGGAAGAGGAGAACUCACAUAUGAUGAGGGAAAUUUCGCGGUUGGAGAGUCAGACCCUAUCAGAAGAUGGCCAACUUACGGGUUUACGAGAACGGAAAUCACAACUGGAAGAGAAGAUGUAUGUGAUGCAACAAAAACGGCGGGAUCUAAUGGUGCAGUUGGAGCAGCUCAUGACGCAGUUGAAUGCGCCCGGAUCAGCACCUUUCCCAUCAGCGUCAAUGUCGCAAAUACCAGAAUCUCUUUCUGGCGUCAACACCAAGGUAUCAAACGCAUUCCGAGCAGGCAGUGUACCUGCAACAAGCCUUCAGGGAGAUCUGUUGCAUGCUGCUGACCAGAUCACAUCGAAUAUGGAAACAUUUUUGCGGGAGCUUGACCAAGCGCAAGAUGACGUAGUGCCGAAUGGCCACCACUAUGUGAUAUAA
Cooperia oncophora is the source of this 1575-nucleotide messenger RNA. Lineage: Eukaryota; Metazoa; Nematoda; Chromadorea; Rhabditida; Trichostrongylidae. The record is from the annotation of a GenBank genome assembly.